Messenger RNA from Cuscuta epithymum, 421 nucleotides. The record is from the annotation of a GenBank genome assembly. NCBI's taxonomy places the organism in Eukaryota, Viridiplantae, Streptophyta, Magnoliopsida, Solanales, Convolvulaceae.
CCAAACCAGCCUCGCAUUGUAGCAACGUCUUCAACUCCAAGUGUUGUUUAUUGUGACGGUGGUUCAGUACAACAUCAAACCACCCAUGUGUUGGACUUUGGUACAGGUUGCCAUAAAAAAGCUCCCAGUGAUUCCCAAAUUGUUGUUUCUGUGCCUUCAACUUUUCUUGACAUGGAGGAUAUCGCGUCCAAUUGUGAUAGUGAUGUUGAUGAUGAGUACGUGGAUUAUGAGAUCUUUCCUGCACACAACCAUAAUAGAGCAAUCGAGUACUGGGACAUUGGUGAUGCACAAUUUGUGUGUGGAUUUUGUAAUGCCCUUUUUUGGUUUGAGGAGCGUGUUGUUUCUGCGUCUUCUAAGAAGAAUCCUAAGUAUUCAUUGUGUUGCUGUCAAGGAAAUGUUGUCUUACCGUUUAUGAAAGAAC